AUGUUCAAUACUGUGACUAAUUCUUCCAGAAAAUGUAUGGAAUCAUUGUACCGAACCAGAGUUUUGAAAACACUAACUAAUUCAAAUGUUAUCAGCUAUCGAACUCAAAUGAGUUUUAGUUCAGUGGCAGACAAGGAAGAGUCUUCAACCUUCCUGUCUGCAAGUAACCAACUCCUGAAAGAUACAGAUCCAGAAAUGUGGGAGCUUAUAAAUGCAGAAAAACAACGUCAAAUGUCAUAUCUGGAAUUGGUUGCUUCUGAGAAUUUCACAAGUCGUGCUGUAUUGGAAUGCAAUGGAAGCUGUUUGACUAAUAAAUAUGCUGAAGGUUAUCCCAAUCAACGUUUACCAUUCCUCUGGUUUAUCUGUACCCUGUCUAUAGGCACGCCAGCUCUGACAUCACGAGGUUUCUUAAACAAAGACUUUGAAAAUGUCGCCAAUUUAAUUGAAGAAGUUUUGAAACUUACAUCUGAUGCGAAGAGAGUCACGGAUGACAUUCAAAAAUUUUCAAUGGCCGUCAAAGAAAGUCCACAUCUGAGAUUUCGAAUCCAACAACUACGUCAGUCAGUAUCAGAUUUAGCUUUGAGCUUCCCGAUGCCUGGUCAUUAUGAUAUAUGA
This is a messenger RNA of Trichobilharzia regenti, 615 nucleotides long. Lineage: Eukaryota; Metazoa; Platyhelminthes; Trematoda; Strigeidida; Schistosomatidae. The record is from the annotation of a GenBank genome assembly.